AUGAAGUGCCUUCAAGUAUUCGCAACAGUCCUCAUUCUGGUGUCUCUGGUGAAGUGCCAGGGUAACAGAUACAUAGAAAAACAGCUGCUUUGCGCUUUGGAUGAAGCGCCGUGCGAUGCAUGGGGACAACAAAUUAAAGCCGCCCUUCCUGAAAUUAUUGGCAGAGGAUGCCAGAAUUGCGACAGGGUUCAAUUGAACAACGUGAAAAGGAUCACCAGAUUCGUGCAGUCCAGAUAUCCGGAAAUAUGGGCUUCUCUGGUAGACAAGUACUCUAAUUACCAAUAGAAUCUAGAAGAUAACAUAAAGCAUGUGUUUAUUAAAAUGCACAUUCUAUAGGAU
Messenger RNA from Nicrophorus vespilloides, 339 nucleotides. RefSeq lists its product as uncharacterized. The record is from RefSeq and is a predicted model, not a curated record. Bases 1 to 285 code for a protein of 94 amino acids. NCBI's taxonomy places the organism in Eukaryota, Metazoa, Arthropoda, Insecta, Coleoptera, Silphidae. The transcript is spliced from 2 exons.